AUGAACGGCACUCCCCUCCUUCCGUCUGCCUUUCCCCAGACGCCCACGACCAUUCCAAGGAGAAGGAAGCUCUUUGAGACUCCAUCUCGCUCGCAACCGCGCGAUGUGCGCCCUCAAAAGUCGCCGAGCAGAUCCCCCGCCAAGGUGCCCAAGCCGCUCGCCAACGCCAACACAAACACGCCGCUCGUCCCUACCGACGUGAUCGAUGCGCCCUCGCAACGUCUUUAUGUGGUGGCCUUCUACUUUGCGCUCAACGCGUAUCGGAUAUACGAAUCCUGGAAUGCCUCCGAUGAGCUGGACUCGACGUGGUUGUUUUUGAAAUGGGUAUCUCUGGACGGCAUUUUCUUGUUUGGCUUGCAAGCUCUGCGCAUACCAUGGCUAGAGUGGGCGUUCCCCACCACACUGGCUAUGUUCUUGUUACAUGUUGUGGGCAAUGUCUUCCUCAUGUUCCGUAUCCCGAUUCCUUUGGGCGCGUGGCUCGGAGGCUUGGUCAAGGUAGCUUAUGAUCGCGAGCUGUCCAUCUCCGGGCGCAACGUGAAGCCCGGAGACAUCAUCCAUAAUGCGUCUUUGAUCCUGGGAAAGCAAAUUGUGCAUAUCUUGCCGGAAGGGUCUGCUGUUCUCAAUCCCGAACGUGAACCACUCUGUCUCGAUGCUCAGAAAAACACUGUCCUCCUCCCCAUUCGAGUGAACCAGACCGACCCGAUCCUCAUUGAAGUGUUGCGCCUCGACCUCCACACUGGUGAAAACGAAACCUUGACUAUCCCCGCCAAGCAGCUCAAACAGCUCAAGCGUCAAGCCGAGAAGCGACAUGCGACUUUGGACACUGUCCCGCAUCGGGAUCUCUUCUUCCCCGUGCGCAAGACCGGUAUCUAUCGCCUCCAGCGUGUGGUGGAUGAGUCUCAACUGGAUGUUCGCACGCGUACCUCUGACGCACUGGUGGUCACUUGUCCUCGUGCACUCAUCAAGAACUCCUACACCGAUAAAUGCAGAGGAGAGCUGUCCAACAUCCUUCUCGAGGUUGAGGGUACACCUCCCUUGAAGAUUAAGUAUAGUCGGGAGGUCAACUUCCAGGACCGCGGGGUCUCUUUCCAGAACGUCCAACCAGAUAACUUGCGCACUCCCUUGUUGAAUCAGAAACCCACGGGUGCCCUCUUCAGUAUUAACCAGCCGGACAUCUCUUGGGCUCAAAGCCAGAAGAUUGAUGUCCCCUUGAAUGAAUCGUUGAACGUGAACGGCGAAUGGUUCUACGCCAUUGAAGAGGUUCAUGAUGCUCUGGGCAAUGUCGCCAAUUACUCUUCCAUCUUUGAGGAUGGGGAGAGGCCGUCACCCAAGUCAUCGUCUCAGUGGCAUCAAUUGAUGAUCCACGAGCGUCCCCAAGUGUCCUUGUCUGGCUGCAAUGAGCAGCGCCCGCUGGAGGUUGCUCGUGGGGAUAGCGUCAACUUGCCAAUUAACUUCCAACAAACUACAAAGCCAUACGAUCGCGACGGUCCCUUCACUGUCACCUACUCUUUCAGCGCCACCGGUGCCGAACGAAAGGAAGGUGAAGUCGUUGAUAGUAAGACCAUCGUCCUGAAGAGCCUGGAUCAGCAGACUCUUAUCAAAGAACCUGGCUGGUACUCCCUGACAUCGGUGUCGAGUCAGUACUGCCCAGGUGAAGUCUUGGAGCCUUCAUCUUGCAAUCUGCGCAAUCCUCCCGAGCCGGAGCUGUCCAUUAAGACUGAGAAGGUCUUCGACCGAUGCGCUAACAAUGCGGUUGGUCUACUUGUUGAUCUAGACCUCACAGGAUCCCCUCCCUUCCGUAUCCGGUACAGCACUGAAAGUCCGAAGGGUGUGCAAACGCAGACGAAGAUCAUCGACGGCUUGCGAUCCCAGCUAGAUUUCACGCCGUCCGAGGCUGGUUCCUACCGGUAUCGCUUCCUGGAUAUUGAAGAUUCCGUGUACUCUCCUCGAUCCCUCAAAGACAAGGUCGCGGUUCUUGAACAGGAUGUCAAGCCACCGGCGUCUGCUCACUUCCUUGGCCCCAGGGAUGUACGCAAGGCCUGCUUCGGCGAGUCUGUAUCCGUGGAUCUGGCAUUCCUGGGAGAAGCCCCAUGGUCUCUUCAGUACGAGCUUGUCCACAAUGGCAAGCGCACAAAGCACACCUUGGAGUCCGAGACUGAUGUUGCUACUAUUACUACGGACAAGCUGGUCAGCGGCGGCGAGUACAGACUCUCACUGACCAGCAUCAAGGACAAGUCGAACUGCAAACGGAACUUGAAGGACAGCAUCAAGAUUGACGCUCGGUCCAAGCCACCACAUGUCGCGUUCGGCCAAAUUGACAAAAGGAGAACUAUUUCUGCUUUGGCAGGAUCUAAAAUUGAUAUUCCCUUGCGACUGAGCGGCGAGAAGCCAUGGACUAUCAAGUACAAGAACGUGGAUGUGAAUACCUCGCCUCUGACCAAGACAUUCUGGGACGAGAACAGCCGUUUAACUGUGGAUCGUGAGGGUCUCUAUGAACUCCUUGAAGUCUAUGACAAAUCCUGCUCUGGAUUUGUCGACCAAUCUGCCAAGGAGUUUGAAGUUUCAUGGAUUCCCCGGCCCCAAAUCACCGCCGUAGACGGUUCUCCCAUCGUCAAGGGCGAGUUUGUGAAGCCCGAGGUCUGCCAGGGUGACGAUGAUAGUCUUGAGCUCCGCCUGUCUGGCAAUCCUCCGUUCAGUCUUCAAUACGAGCAACGCCGGAAAUCAGACCGUGGACAAGCCUCUGCCCGAUCGAAGAACAUCAGAACCGCUCUCAACUCGGCUUCCAUGGAGAUGGAUACUUGUGAGCCAGGUCAGUACACCUACAAGUUCUCCGAGGUGGGCGACAAUCUCUAUGAUUAUGACCCGAAGAGCAGUGGUCUUGUGGUCACGCAAAAGGUCAAUUCGCUUCCGUCCGCCAAGUUUGACUCUCCUGGACAUAUCUACGGCUUCUGCAAGGAGGAUGCCACUGGCGAGGAGACUAUUCCUCUCACCUUGGAAGGUCUUCCUCCAUUCUCAUUGGAGAUCAUCAUCAAACACCAUUCCAACGCUAAGCCGGAAAUUGUCACCAUCCCCAAGAUCAACUCCAAUCACCACAACCUGCCCCUUCCCCGUCGCCACCUUGACCUGGGCCAGCAUGUGGUUAGCAUCCACAAGGUUCGCGACGCUCGCGGCUGCCAGAGAACUACCGAGUUCGAUGCUUCGUCUGUCCGGGUCGCCGUUUCGGAUGUCCCCACGAUCAUCCCUCUCGAGUCCAAGGUAGACUACUGUGUUGGAGAGCGUCUGUCUUUCUCCCUGUCUGGACACGCUCCCUUCGACGUGUUCUAUACCUUCAACGGCGUGCAACGGAAGGCCACCUCUCCAAACACCAACUUCCGUCGUAUCGCCGAGCGUCCUGGCGAGUUUACAAUCACCGCUGUCGGUGACGGGGCUAGCGGCAAAUGCAAGGCCCACAAGGAUAUAACCAAGGUUAUACACGAGAUGCCCAGUGUGCGCAUCAGCCAGGGCCAGGUGUCCGUGGUCGACAUUCACGAGGGUGGAGAAGCGGAGUUGAGCUUCGAGUUUUGGGGCACGCCGCCGUUUGAAUUCACCUACAUUCGCAGCACUAAUGCCCGCAAGGGUAAGAAGUCGGAGGUUCUUGAUAUCAAGCACGAUAUUUCCUACGAACACAAGAAGACGAUCAAGACUUCGGACGAAGGUACCUACGAGGUCGUCGCCAUCAAGGACAAAUUCUGUUCCUUUUCCUCUCAGGUACCGACGGGCAAGUCGGACCGGAGCAGUUCAUGA
Penicillium subrubescens is the source of this 3783-nucleotide messenger RNA. RefSeq lists its product as uncharacterized. Bases 1 to 3783 code for a protein of 1260 amino acids. Gene Ontology annotation, biological process: nuclear pore organization; protein import into nucleus. Gene Ontology annotation, cellular component: nuclear pore transmembrane ring. Gene Ontology annotation, molecular function: structural constituent of nuclear pore. The record is from RefSeq and is a predicted model, not a curated record. NCBI's taxonomy places the organism in Eukaryota, Fungi, Ascomycota, Eurotiomycetes, Eurotiales, Aspergillaceae. The transcript has 4 exons.